Molecule: messenger RNA, 816 nt
Organism: Notolabrus celidotus (New Zealand spotty)
Lineage: Eukaryota; Metazoa; Chordata; Actinopteri; Labriformes; Labridae
Source: RefSeq, a predicted model, not a curated record
AUGUUGGAGCUCAUUUCUCCUUCUCUUUUGUUUCACAUCUACCUGCUUCCACUGGCUCAGAUUCUGAAAAACAACAAAAUAUGUUAUCACAACUAUGCAGAUGACACUCAAAUUUACAUUACCUUAUCACCAGGGGACUAUGGUCCAAUACAGGCACUCAGUAAAUGCAUUGAGCAAAUCAAAGAUUGGAUGUGCCAGAAUUUCCUCCAAUUAAACAAAGACAAAACGGAGGUAAUUGUUUUGGCUAAGGAGCAACGACUUAAUGUCAGUGCUCAGCUUCAAUCUGUAAUGUUAAAAACUAUAGACCAAGCUAGAAAUCUUGGUGUAGUCAUUGACUCAGACCUGAAUUUCAGCAGCCACAUCAAGCAAAUCAUAAAGUCAGCCUACUAUCAUCUUAAAAAUAUAUCUAGAAUUAAAGGGUUUAUGUCUCAGCAGGAUUUGGAAAAACUUCCAUGCAUUAUCUUCAGCAGACUUGACUACUGUAAAGGUGUCUUUACAGGACUCCCUAUGAAAUCAAUCAGACGGCUGCAGCUCAUACAGAAUGCUGCUGCUCGAGUCCUAACAAGGACCAAAAAAGUGGACCACAUCACUCCAGUUCUGAGGUCUUUACACUGGCUACCGGUCUGGUCUAAAUUUAAAUUUAAAAUCCUUCUUCUGACCCACAAAGCUCUUAAUGAUCAGACACCUUCAUCUAAAGAGCUCAUUGUGCCCUGUUACCCCUGUAGAACACUACACUCCCAACAUGCAGGCCUGCUGGUCGUACCUAAAGUCUCUAAAAGUAGUAUGGGAGGUAGAGCCUUCAGUUAUCAGGCACCU